AUGGAAAACCGAAUAGACACAAUAGAACAAAGGAUGAACAACUUUGAAGGAACAAUGGAGCAGAUUCGCCAGCUGGUACUGGAGCAGCAGUCGAGAUCGCAAGUCACAGUGGACCAAAUUCGUCAGUUGAUUCAAGAGCAACCAGCUCGGAAUCAAGUGAGAAAUGGACGACCACGUGGAGGAGAGUAUGAUGACGACGAGGAAGAGGGAAGCGAAAGGAGUGCGAUUUCGCGUGAUUCAAGAUCCCGAAAUCGCCGUCACGGUGGAGGAAAUGGAUUUCGUUUUCUGGGAAGCAAACGAAGGUUGGAGAUUCCGAUUUUCAAAGGGGAGGACGCGUAUGGGUGGCUCGUUCGUGUUGAGAGGUAUUUUCAUCUAAAUGGGGUGAAGGUGCGUGACAAGUUAGAUGCAGUGGUGCUAGCCAUGGAAGACAAAGCUCUGAAUUGGUAUCAAUGGUGGGAGGAGCAGGCACCAUUGAGGACUUGGGAAGAGUUUAAAGUUGCUGUGAUGAGAAGGUUCCAACCCGGUUUACUGCACAAUCCGAUGGGACCCUUGUUAAGUUUGAAACAAAAAGGGUCUGUUGUAGAGUACAUGGAGAAAUUUGAAAUGCUAGUAGCUCCUUUGAGAAGGGAGGAGAGAAUCAUGCUGGAUUCAAUUUUUUUGAAUGGAUUGAAAGAAGAGAUUCAAGCUGAGCUUAAACUCCAUGAGAGUCAAAGCCUAUCAGACCUAAUGGACAGGGCUUUACUCAUUGAGGAGAAAAAUGAUGUGCUGCAUAAGAAGGGUGGCUCUUGGAGAGAUAGAGAAGGACCCUUAAAACUUAAAGAUCCUGCAGACUUUGGAGGAUUUAAGAAGGAAGGGGAAAGAGUCAGUAGUGGGGGAAAUGAGAAAUACAAGGGUAGGAGAUUGAAUCCUGCAGAGCUGGAAGAGAGGAGCAAAAAAGGGUUGUGUUUUAAGUGUGGAGACAAGUGGAAUAGGGAGCAUAUCUGUAAGUUCAAGCAUAUGAGCUUGAAAUUGUGUGAGAAUAGCAGUGAUGAAGAAGAAGAAACAGGGGGAAUAGGGGUUCAAACAGAAGAACUGGUGGAAGCAGAAGAAGAAUUCAAAACUCUACAAUUGUCGAUGCAAAGUAAACAAGGAUUUACUUCUAACAAAUCUUUUAAAGUGUGGGUGACGGUGCAGGAGAAGAAGCUGGUAACCCUAAUUGAUUCAGGAGCAACAAGUAAUUUUAUUGAUGCCAAACUAGUAGAACAGAUGGGAUUGAAGUUGGUAGAAACUCCCCCUUAUGUAAUUGAGGUGGGAAAUGGUGAAAGAGUCAAAUAUCAGGGAAUCUGUGAAGGGUUGAGAUUUAUGGUGCAGGGGGUGGAAUUUAACCAACAUUUCUUUUUAAUGGAGUUAGGAGGGACUGAUAUGGUGUUGGGGAUGGAUUGGUUGGCCAGUUUAGGUAAUAUUGAAGCAAACUUUGGGGAGUUAAGCCUGAAAUGGGCAUCUGAAGGACAGAAGCAUAGUAUACAUGGUGAUCCAAUUUUGUGCACCAAACAAGCUUCCAUGAAAGCUAUGAUAAAAGCUUUGCAUAAUGAAGGCAUGGGAUUUUUCCUACAGACUCUGCAGGCAGAGGAGCAGUCCCCAGAAUUGACAGAAUGGGAAGAAGUGUUGGAAUCUUUUGAGAAGGUUUUCAAUCUCCCUACUGGGUUACCUCCUAUAAGGAAGCAUGAUCAUGCGAUUAGGCUCAAGGAUGAAGCUGAUAUACCUAAUCUCAGACCUUAUAGGUAUCCUUUUUUCCAAAAGAAUGAGAUAGAGAAGAUAGUGAAGGAAAUGUUGCAAGCUGGAAUUAUUAGGCAUAGUAACAAGUCCUUUUUCAAGCCCAGUUUUAUUAGUAAAGAAAAAAGAUGGAGGAUGGAGGUUUUGUACUGA
Messenger RNA from Lathyrus oleraceus (garden pea), 1905 nucleotides. RefSeq lists its product as uncharacterized. The transcript has a single exon. NCBI's taxonomy places the organism in Eukaryota, Viridiplantae, Streptophyta, Magnoliopsida, Fabales, Fabaceae. The coding region runs from base 1 to 1905 and encodes 634 amino acids. The record is from RefSeq and is a predicted model, not a curated record.